This is a messenger RNA of Ostrinia furnacalis (Asian corn borer), 2297 nucleotides long. Its product is annotated as tryptophan--tRNA ligase, cytoplasmic-like. The transcript has 9 exons. Gene Ontology annotation, cellular component: cytoplasm. Gene Ontology annotation, biological process: tryptophanyl-tRNA aminoacylation. Lineage: Eukaryota; Metazoa; Arthropoda; Insecta; Lepidoptera; Crambidae. Bases 155 to 1357 code for a protein of 400 amino acids. The record is from RefSeq and is a predicted model, not a curated record. Gene Ontology annotation, molecular function: ATP binding; tryptophan-tRNA ligase activity.
AGGUGAAUGCUUGUUGGAUGGUUUGGAAUCGAUUAAUCCGAUUUUUGUGCAAAAAAUUGCAUCAGCUACUGUAAAAACUAAAUUAAAAGCAAGAACAUUGCUGAAGCUAGAAAUUUCUUAUCAACGACACCUGUGCAGAAGCUAAAGGAAGGAAAUGGCGGAGGAACAAAUUAAUAACCUAGCCAUCAAUGAUGAUGAUGAUAUUGUAGACCCAUGGAAUGUUGCGGGGAAGUCAGAGACAGGCAUUGAUUAUGACAAGUUAAUAAAAAGAUUUGGGAGUCAAAAGAUAGACAAGGAGUUGGUUGAGCGUUUUGAAAAAGUUACAGGAAAGAAAGCCCACCAUUUCCUCAGGAGAGGCAUAUUCUUCUCUCACCGAGACUUCCACACGAUCCUGAACCUGUACGAGUCGGGCAAGAAGUUCUACUUGUACACUGGCAGAGGCCCUUCAUCAGAGAGCAUGCACAUCGGACACAUGAUCCCGUUCAUGUUUACAAAAUGGCUGCAAGAAGUUUUCGAAGUGCCACUCAUCAUCCAACUCACGGAUGAUGAGAAGGCGAUGUGGAAAGACAUCAAGAUAGAAGACGCCCGCCAGAUGGCGUACAACAACGCAAAAGACAUCAUUGCAGUCGGAUUUGACCUGAAAAACACAUUUAUUUUUAACGAUCUAGACUUUAUUGGGAAAUGCCCAGCGUUCUACCAAAACAUGGUCCGCAUCCAGAAGUGCGUGACCUUCAACCAGGCGAAGGGUAUCUUCGGGUUCGGAGAGAGUGACGUCAUUGGCAAGAUCACCUUCCCUUCGAUAGAGGCUGCUCCCGCAUUCUCCACUACCUUCCCUUUUAUAUUCGGGAAUAAAGUGUUCCCCUGCCUCAUCCCAUGCGCCAUCGACCAAGACCCGUACUUUCGUAUGACGCGCGAUGUCGCGCCGCGCCUCAAGCUUCCCAAACCGGCGCUACUACACUCCACCUUCUUACCGGCUUUACAAGGCGCACAACACAAGAUGUCGGCUAGCGAUCCCAACGCGUCGAUAUUCUUGAACGACACGCCCAAACAGAUUAAGAAUAAGAUCAACAAAUACGCGUUCUCUGGCGGGCAGGCCACGGUAGAGGAACAUCGACAAAAGGGUGGCAACACUAGCAUCGAUAUCUCCUUCAAAUACCUUACCUUCUUCAUGGAAGACGACGAGCGGUUGUCUGAGAUAAAGAAGGCCUACGAAAGCGGCGAGAUGUUAACCGGGGAAUUAAAGAAGAUAGCAAUAGAUACCAUCUCACCCUACGUCCAAGAGUACCAAGCGAGGCGCGCACUCGUAACAGACGAGGUUAUGCAGCGGUACUUCGAGAUUCGGCAAAUUGAGCUUUAGGCGUAUGCGGUUAGAGUUUAUUUUAAUUUGGAUUUGUUGACCUUCAAAAGGAUAUGUAAGGCUGUGGUCUUCUAUAAACGUCAUAGGCCGCGUCACUAUAGAAAUGUUCUGUGAUCUUUUUCAGACGUCAACGUCGGCGUAUGGACGUCGAUAGGAACGUUUGACGUUGACUUACGCCGCGUAUAGCGUUUAAUAGGAGACCGUAGCCUUAGGAUUUGUUUAAUUUUGUAUGCAAAUUUGAAUUCCUAUGCAUUAGUAAUAGUUACAUCUCUCAGUGCGUGGAUAUGUCAAAAUAUUUUAUAAACGAAUGCACGAAAAACAGACAUUUCUUAUUUAUUAUUCUUUAUAGUUAGCUAGGUGUUUAAAAUUUUUCAAUUUCACAGUUGCGCUUACGUCUAAUGUUUGUACAGUAUCUCAUCAGCAUAUUUAUAAAUAAGAGAAGUAUUUAUAUCCAUUUUAAAUGUUAUUAAUAUACAUUUAUGGCAAUGUUAGGAGAAAAAACUUAAUUAAAAUACAGUCAACAAAGCAUUUUUAAAAUGAUUCCAAUUUUUAAAGGAACUUUCGCAUUUAAAAUGUUUCAGAAUGAUUAGAUAACAGGUAAAGUAACAUUAAUUCUGUUGUAUCUCUAUUUAUUUUUAUUUAAUAAUCGUACUUACAUUCAGAACAACAUUAUCAUUAGCUAUAAUUUAGAGUAGGCGCACACUGUUGAUUUUUAGUUGGCCGAUAGUUGUGCCCGAUUUUAAAUUGUAUGAAGAAUCGGCCAAAUCGAAUCGGCGUAGUGUGCGCGCUCCCAUACAUGCCCAUACUGAUCAACUGCCCGACUAAACUAUCGGCCGACGAAAAAUCAACGGUGUGCGCCUACUCAAGAUAACAUUAGACCAGAAUGAUUCGCAAAUCGAUAAAUUUUAUCUGCCCGAUCGGGGAUAAUUCAAAUUAAAAA